GGCAUUUAUGGUUUUGAUUCUAGGACUGAUUCAUUCAUUUCAAAGCCAGCAGUCAGGGAGCCUGGACAUCUGGGUUCUUUCUGGGCUUUGGGGAGCAGUGAGGCCUGGGACCUCUUCUGAUCAGAUACUUCACACAGGAGACAUCCUGCUCAAGGGGUUCAUCCGGGAGCGAGUCCAGCGCUGUGGGGACUCGCAGGCGGUAGAGCUGGGCCGGGAGGUCCUGGGGGGCCCUGAGGCUUCACUCUGCAGCAACGACACCAAGCGCCUCAGCGAGUGCCUGCGGCGCAUCGGGGAUGAGCUGGACAGCAACACAGACCUACAGAGGAUGAUCGAGCAGGUGGGCUCACAGCCCCCCAAGGAGGUCUUCUUCCGUGUGGCCACUGAGAUGUUCUCCGAUGGGACCUUCAACUGGGGUCGGGUCGUGGCCCUCUUCUACUUCGCCUGCAAGCUGGUCCUCAAGGCGCUGUGCACGAAGGUCCCUGAGCUGGUGCGCACCAUCCUAGGCUGGACCAUGGAGUACCUGCGCGAGCACGUUUUGGUCUGGAUUCAGGCCCAGGGUGGCUGGGAAGGCCUGCUCUCCACCUUGGGCACUCCCACCUGGCAGACCAUCACCAUCUUCGCCGCUGGCGUUCUCACCGCCUCGCUUACCAUCUGGAAGAUGUCCUAGACCCCGGGGCCGGCUGGUCCCUUCCCCUGCCCUGCUCCAGCUGGGCUGUGCUGGCUGGGGUGCCUGGGGCCUGGCCGCUCCUCACAGUGGACUCAGGGGGUGAAUAUUUUUGCAAUACUCAUCUUCAAGCGGGAUUUUUUUUAAACCCCUCCUUUCACCCCCUCCUGGUGCCUUUUUUUUUGUUCAUUUUUUUUUUUUAAUACGGAGACUUUCGGGGAACAUGUACUUUGGUUUCUCCUUUGGAUCCCCACCCCGCUGUCCAUCCCUGAUGUGCCUGGCUCUGGGGUGGAGUGCUGCUGGCUCGUGAGACAGAAUGAGCAGUCCAGCCAAGACUGUAUCCCACCUGGGAGGUCUGCUUCUCACAGAGAUGGCAUCACAUGGACCCAGAACUGCUUGUGUGGGAGGCCUCCUGCUGCCCUCCCCAUCCCGCCCUGAAGCCCAGCCGGCAUCAUGGGAUUGCCCCAGCAUUUGACAACUCUCCCCCCACCCUAAGCAGUGCAUUGGGGAUUUGCAGGCUGGCUCCAGACCUGGUGUUAGGGGGGUGCAGCAUGGUGGGGGAGGGAUUCGUGGGGUUUACUCUGCCUUUCCCCCCCACCCAGACAAUCUUGGGUGCCUUCUGCCCCACCAUCACUGUGAAUUGCCUGCUGGAAGAGAGAUCUUAUGCCUCCCAUGCAGGGGAUGAACCCCCACCCCUGGCUAGCAUCAUCAGCUCCCUCUGCUUGUGAGGGGCAUGGCUUCUUCCCUGCUUUUGUGGGGGGUGUCAUUCAACCCCUCCACCAGCAUCUGGGCACCCCUACUCUGAGCCAUGUACUGUAAUAGGGGGCUGGGGUGACCCCUUUGCCCCUGGGUGGGGGUCACCAGGUCCCCCUGCACCUUCCUCCUCUGACUGUAUUACUACUGUGUGUUCUCAGGGGAUAGGGGCAGAUCAUAUGACAGCCCCUUCCCUACCCCCAAAUUUCCUCAGUGGUCUCAGCCACAGGGCCUUGUGUCUGGGGGGAGCUCUGUCCCCAAGCAGCCCCAUUCUUGAUGUGGCAAUGGGGUGGGCCGUGGCUGGUGCUAAGAAGGGUUGUCAGGGGCUGAAGUGAUGCCCCAUAGUCUCCCCCACCCCCUGAGAGGUGGGAAGGGGUAUCAGAAGGGAUCCCCUGCUAGCAGGGCUUACUGGCACUGGGGGGAUCCCUAACUCAGGGAUCAAGGGGGCUCAGUGGGGGUGGGAGCAGGGAUCCAGUGGGUCUGCCAAUGAAUUUAAUAACUGUUGGGUGGAUCUGUACUUCAGUGUGGGGGAGAGGGUGGACAUAGGGAGUGUGUGAUGUCAUGGGCAUGGGAGACGAUGUCACACCAAGCUGGCAUGAGUAUGUGAUGUCACAGGUGCAGGGAGGCGGUGUCACACAGAAAGGGGGGAGUCUGAUGUCACAGGUGCAGGGGAAGCGAUGUCAUGGAUAGGGAAAAAGCAGUGCUGUCAUGGGUAGGCAGGAUAGCUGCUUUUGGGAAGGGCAUGCUGGUGACAGUGGGAGGAAAUGCUGUCAAAGCAGUUUUGCACCCACCCUGAUCCUUGCCCCUUCCCCCCACUUUGUGCCUGGUGCCCUACCUGGGGGGCUGAAGGAGGGGGUGGGGGGCAGUGAGAGACCUGGGCUCCCCAGCCCCAUGGAUGUGCCAGGCACCUCCACCUGGGCAUGGCCUUGCUGGGCACUUUGUAACGGUUGGGGCCGAGGGAAAAGGGAGCUUGAAAAUAAACCCACUGGACCCAA
Molecule: messenger RNA, 2412 nt
Organism: Alligator mississippiensis (American alligator)
Lineage: Eukaryota; Metazoa; Chordata; Crocodylia; Alligatoridae
Product: apoptosis regulator BAX
Exons: 6
Coding region: 8-667 (219 amino acids)
Biological process (GO): positive regulation of apoptotic process; release of cytochrome c from mitochondria; mitochondrial fusion
Cellular component (GO): mitochondrial outer membrane
Molecular function (GO): protein heterodimerization activity; channel activity; protein homodimerization activity
Source: RefSeq, a predicted model, not a curated record